UUUGAGGAUACACGUCCAUUCAGGAAUACACAACAUGGACUCACUUUGGUGUUGAGAAUUGUGAAAUCAUACCCUCACACCAAAUUUAACAUGGGAUUUUCUAUGUGGAUUAUCACGUAACGCCAUAACGAUGACGGUGGCGCAAGUGUUGCCCAUAGUUACUCUGUAUGCUUCCAUUUUCUGUCCGGAUAAACAGCCUCUCGGAAGCAAUGUCGGAAAGGACUAUCUGCAACAGACAGGUCCGGACACUUGGGAAGUAAAGUGUUGUCCUCAGGGAUGGGUAUUCGUUCACAGGAGAUGUUCCUGUAUCCCUGUACCUGGAAGGUCUGGGUAUGGCUACCAUCCUGGUGUACGAAUGUAUGGAGUUAGGUCCUCAUUUAGUAAAGGUCCGAGAGACCUUCAUCUGCUCCCGGAUGUACGUGGUCACGUGGACAUGACAGCCACAUCCGGCGCCGAUUUACAUCAUACCAUUAAUCAUAAUACAUAUCAACUCGCUAAUUUCAUGAAGGGUCACCGUAAUAAAGAGAAUUCCAACCAACGAAAUGCAUUACUGCUCAGACAGCACAGACUGAAACAUCAAAAUAAUCUACAGCAAAAUCAGUUAAUGCAACGAAAUAAAGUAAAUAGUGACAUUUCAUUGAAAGGAAAGCAUAUAGUUCAUAUAAGACAUUCACAACUUAACGGGAAAAGGAAUGUAAGGGUUGCAAAACCACGACAGGGAAACCACAAUAAUCAUCAUACAAGACAUUCGCAACCUUACGGAAAAAGAAAUUUAAAGAUAGCGAAAACACGAGGGAAACAGGAUGGUCAACACAGGUCUGGACUAGGAAAUAACCAGAACAGUAACUUUAACAUGAAAAAUAACUUAGGAACGGAAAAUACAGUGCGAAUUCGCCAGGAACAAAAUUCAUUAGGUAUGAACAAUAAGAGAUUUCCUGAAAAUGUUGGGAGACAAUCUAUGUUAGGAGAUACUAGGAGCAGUCUUGAUAGGUCUCAAUGGCUUCCUGGAAAUUCACACAGUGGUUCCGGCUCCACAAGCGGUCUUUUCGGAAACGGAGGUACAACUUCAAUGGGUGGGAAUAACAUGAUGGGUCCUUUUGCGGAGACAGGAUUUGGCGCAGGUGGCCCUUCGUCUAUAAAUGGUAAUGGAAACUUUCAGAACAGCAUUGGGGUAGAUACAACUCUAGGUUCUACCGGAAGCAUUGGCUUAGAUGGUCGAAGACUGGACGGACUCUCUACAGUGGUAGGUGUUAAUCCUGCUCCAAACAGCAGAAGAAUUCCAAAUUCAGUGAUCAACGGGGCCAAUUUAAUUGAUCCUCUUAGUUCAAAUGGAGUAGGAGGUCAAAACGUCAACGGAGGUGGCAACAUUCAAGCAAAUUUGGUCAAUGACGGGAGUUUGGGUUUGAACAAUGAUGGAAGUAUAACGGGUCCUUUUCCAACAAUUGCUCAUCUGGAAACAAAUUCCAAUUUAAACGGAGGUGGCGCUCUGAGCGGAAGUCUGAAUAACGGUGGAACGUUCAAUGAUCCGCUCGCAACAGUUGGGAACCCAAGUGGUGGAAAUGCUCUUAAUAUCCAUUCAGAAUCAAUUGGAUUUGAUCCAAAUUUAAGCAAUGAUGGAUCUAUUUCCUCAGCUUCAUUACUAGGUGGCGACACCAAUCUAGUAAGUGGCAAUCUUGGUGAGAACUCAUUCCAAAAUUUACCAGGUGGAGAUUUUAGCCUCAACUUAAAUUCACAAGACCCUGGUUUCAAUCCAAUACAAGGAGCAAACUCUUUUGAUCAAAGUAGUGUAUUUAAUUUAGUUGGAUCGAUGGCAAACAAGGAUAUCUCCGAAUCAAGUCAAAAUUCUGGCGGGGUUGCUGGAAAUGGAGCUGGCAUUGAUUUAUCUUUUCUUCCGAGAGCCGAGGAAUUUUCUGCUUUGAUGAGAAAUGGAGAACCAGUUAGUGGAUUUGGUGGCAAUACUGUCCCUACUGAAAACAACAUGGAUACUACAAAUGCACUACAAGAUGUGUGGUCUAAUUCCAAUACUGGUUCUUCUAGUGGAUUACUUAACGGUCAAACCCCUGGAACGACAGAAUCGCUAAUCGAUCAGCUUCUCGCUUUGAAUAUGGCGAAUAGUAUGCUGGAAUCUGGGUCCAACGUGGGGAAUGUAUUAGCUAAUAACGUUAAUGGUGGCUCUAUGGGUUUAAACGAAAAUCAAAUACAGACUGGAACUCCUGCCAACAUGGCAUUGUCCUCAUUCGAGCAUAGUAUACCUACCGAUCCUUCAAAGAUGAAUAACGCUAUGUUACUUGCCGAUAGAAGAAUUUUAGAGAGCCCAGCAAAUCCAACACCGCGACUUGUGACUGAGACGAUAGUUUUGAACACUCAUGAUCCCCUAAACACAGGACAUACUACCGGUCGAAAGGUCAGUGUGGACAUCACCAGUAGCGACACUUCCAUCGGAGGAAUAAUCAACGCUGGCUUACUAGCAGAGGGUGCACGAAGAGAAGGAUUUGCAGUUGAUGGACUUUCAAAAGCGAUCGCCGCAGGGAAUUUAUUAGACACUCUCGGAAUGGAAACGGGAAGAGGAGGAAGCAAAGGCUUGACGGAUAUUAGUGUAGUUAACCGAGGAAUUGUAGGUAUUGGGUUAUUGGACGGUAGUUCAAACGUUAGAGAAAGAAUGGACGGGCUUUCAGGUGGAUCCGGAAUAUUGCACUUCAACAGUCUUGCUGAUUCAGCUGCCGUUUCUGGUGGUACUACAAAUGUUUUGUUCGACGGUUCUCUCAAAAAGUCCCCACAACUACCAGUCAGGCGGUUGGACUCUCUUGGAUCCAAAUCACCUAUAAACUCCAAGAAAACAAGCAAUCUGUCUGGAUUUGGUGUUGGAAAUUUUCAAAGCGUACCUAAAAUUGUACCCAGAAUUACAAACGAGCAGUCCGCCAUUGAGACUUCCAUAAAUCAGAUACUGACAAUAUCCGCAGCGGAAACCGCUAUAGCAAAGGCUGCUAAGGAUUCAGUUUCUCAGAAAGAGUCUGCAGCUCCUACUGCAUCAGCGGGAGGACGUUUUGUCAGUCAGACCGGAUUGGAACUGUCAACUUUCCAUUCCAACCCAGACCGCACCCUGACAGCAGAUGUUUGUCUGGGAUGUACAAUGGAUGGCGGACUUGGUUAUAUACGACACCCUUCUCGAUGUGACCAGUUCGUAGUUUGUUACCCGGAUAGGACUGGUCUCUUCAAGCCUCGAGUCCAAGAUUGUCCUUACGGCCAGUUCUGGAGUAACAUUGAUGUUACUUGCAAGCCCUCUAAAGACGUCAAUUGCGAACAUGACUACUGCAAAAAACUGAAGGACAGGUACCAGUACUCACAUUCGACAAACUGUGUCGCUUAUUGGCAGUGCCAAGCCGGUCAUUCGGUCAUCAGGUGCUGUCCGGACGGACGGACAUUUGUCCAGGGUGAGGGAUGUGUCUACAGCUCAGUGUGUGCUGACCGAUGUCCAGUUAGCAGCCCGUCACAGUUUAUGUGGCAAGUGAACUGUAACAAAAGACCGGUAUCCACGGAUGUAACGACAUUUGAGAAACACGUGGCUGCGGGCUGGGUGUCUGAGAAGUGUAGCGUCGGACAGAUUUACAAAGGGGAAAUAUGUGACUGUAUACCAGCGCAUAUGGGCAACCCAACUUACUCUUUCAAAGGAGUGUGUAAACCGGAAGUUUUCCUCCCAUUCGACACCGACUUCAAGGACUAUUCUGGAAGCAAUACCUUUAUAAGGACUGAAAACGUGACGCUAUCCAAUGGUGCUGCCUGUUUUGACGGUACAUCCGUCAUCUCCAUGCCUAAAUUUGCAAACAUGGAUUUCGGUAAAAGUGUUUUUAUGAGAAUCAGAUACAAGCAAAUGGACCUUAAAAUUGGGACCGAAGCAUUAUUGUACAAUGGGGACUGUGAGGAAGUCCCUACUUUAGUUGUGGGCACGAAACCGUCUGGAAAUUCAUUUUCCGUGAAAACUAACACAGGCGCAUUCCAGACAUCGUGGGUUCCGUCAUCGGUUGAUCCCGCGGACUGGCGAGAGGUAACGGUCACUAUACGUGAUGGACGACUUGAGGGUCAAUCCGGUAUCAACGUGCGUGAUAUCGACGUAUCAGGUGGAAUAGCUAGAUCUCACUGUGGAAUUAAACUUGGAUGGGGAAAGAAAUUCAAGAGUUUUGUUGGUUGUAUUGACGAGGUAUCUAUUUAUCGAUGUAUUCCGAAUACCAGCAUGGCACCAGACGGGACAUUACAGACCGCUGUCGUUGUGAAAUGAACAUCAUCUUAUUUUAUGACAUAAAUAGAAAUAUACUUAAGUAAAGUGACGUCACAGUCACAGUUGUUACUUGUGGUAAUUUUUCACAACCACAAGUUUUAUCGGUGACGUCAACAUUUUUUUCAUAGAAGUUUUAAGUAUGAUAAAAAGAGACAACAAUUUCGCUAUAACGAACUAAGCAGUAUGUCACUGGCUGGACUGUACUGGUAUACAAAUCGUAUCAUGUAUGUAUUGCAUCAUCGUGCUUUCCAACUUCUUCUUUUGAAACACGAACUGUUUUAGACGUAAAAUAAAUGUUUUCGAAUAAGAUGAUGUUUGGAUAAAGAUCUUUUGUAAUUCGUGACACAUCGCAGUGUUCGAUGAGAUUAGCAGAGGAAGAUUAUCGCCACAUUGCUAUCGCGUGAUAAGAAGUAGGAAUGAAAUAAUAAUGUCGGAUAUUGACAGAACAUCAGAUAUGAAAUGUCAAUUUCCGUCAGAUUAACAUGGGGACGUUUUCAAAGAUUUCCAUGGAAUAACAUAUGCUUUACUACUGAUUAAGUUUGGGAGAAGUCUGGUUAUAUAUAUAUCUACAUUUAAGUAUGCAUGGUAUGCAAUGGACAAUGUUCUUUUUUUAUUUAUUGUAUACAUUAAUCACUUCAUAACGACAUCACUGAAUAAAAUAUGGGGGGAAAAGGAAUGUAAUUUCAACACCAUAUCCCAAUUACAUCAAAACAAUCCUGAGGAUCACUUAUAAUUAAAGUCAAUAUUUGAGAAUUAAUUACUUUUAUGAUAUCAGCAAAUAUAUGUAGCAGCGGAAUUUUUUUUCUUUACCCAUCACUUUUUUUUACAUUUGAUAAAAAUAUUUUAAAUAUUGCGAAUGGAAGGCAUCAUUCAUUGGUAAAUGUGAAAUGAAAAAUGUUUAUUUUACAAUGCACAUUUAUAGGAUAUAAGGUGUAGACUUAAUUUGAUUUCAUACAUGUCUUUCCGUGUGACCAUUACCAAUGUGUGUCUGAACAUAUCGUUCGAUAAUCUCUGUGUAGAAAGUCCUGAACAUUUCGUCAUUAACAGGCAUACAUACACCUGUGGAAAUAUUGGUUCACCACAUGACUCAUCUCCUACGCGGACGUGUAGUGCCAAUGAAAGAAAGACCAGUGCUCUCAUUCAUAUAAAUGUAUCAUAUUUCUAAUAUAUUUCAACAUUAUCAAUAAUGAUAUAUUUGUCUAUGUAUGUAUCUUGUACUUGAUUAGUUUCCUCGCGGAUGAUUAAAUUUUAAAUUAUGAAUGUUUAACUGUAGUCUUUUAAACGCAUAUUUCCCCAUUUUUUUGGGGGGUGGGGGUGGGGUUUUGCCAACUGAAAUUUAUAUUGUAUUCAGAGAAUUUGAUUCCAAUAACAAAUAGUUCUAUUUUUGCAAACGAAAAUACUGUAUUCCAAGCAAGACAGAUGCAACGAAAAGUUCUAUAUUCUAAAACAUACAUUUGUGAUGAUUUGUAUUUUGAAUGCGUUUUACUUUAAUGACGAAUAUUUUAAAGCAACAUUUUCCUUCACUGCCCGUACAAUACGACAUUUAACAUAUCUGAGAGCAGGUAUCAACUGAAUGCUUGUGACUCUGAUUACUUCUUGCAUGUAGCACGUGUAACUCGUCUUUGCGGAGUUGAAUACGUGUAUACUACAAUAUUAGUUGUUUUUUAUGACAACAUGAAAUGUGACAUAUGAUGUAAUUUAUUGCUGGUAUGUUAACCAUUAAACUAGCAGUAUUGUUUUGAAAGAAACAAUGCUAUUCUUUGUUUUGAAAUAUACAAUGCUAUUCUUUGUUUUAAAAUAAACAAUACUAUUCUUUGUUUUGAAAUAAAUAAUGCUAUUCUUUGCUAUUCUUUAUUUUAAAAGAAACAGUGCUAUUCUUUGUUUGAAAAUCAAAAAUGCUAUAAUUUGUUUAGAUAUGAACAAUACUAUUCAUUGUUUUGAAAUAUACAAUGUUAUUCUUUGUUUUGAAAUAAAGCAAUGCUAUUCUUUGUUUAGAAAUAAACAAUGCUAUUCGUUGUUUUGAAAUAAACAAUCCUUUUCUUUGUUUAGAAAUAAACAAUGCUAUUCUCUUGCCUCAUUUAGGUAUUAGCUGAAAUCGUACAUAUUUUUAGCGUGCUCCAAUUUUCGAGAUUUAACAACAAAAUAGUGAACUCCUAUGAUCUAAUCACUUCCAAUAAAACCGUUAAAACGAUAACCGCAAAAAUAUGUACGUUUACAGUAUUUCGAAUAUCGUGCAGCUUGGAUCUGAUUUUUUUUCCAUUAUGAUGUCAAUCUCAUUUUUUUGCCAUUGUUCUUUUUGAUAAAUUGUUUUUCAAUUAUUUCAUUAUUGUUAUUUCAAUAAUGAAAUAUAGUCUUCUGCAUUAUCGCUUUAAUAUGACGUUGGUUGGUUUGUUUAUUAAUUAAGUGUAUUCAAACCUAGUCCCAUCAUUAUAAGCAGGCUUUACAAUAUGAUGUAAACAAAUAUUCAAGCAGUUUAAGCAGCAUUCACAAGGCAAAUUCAGAUCUUCAUAUUUGUGAUAUAAUCCACAAAGAAUGUAGGCAGCAUACACAUGAAUAGUGGGAAAAUAUUACCGAUAAAGGGAAGUAACUCGCCACUAAUAUUCCAAAACGAAAAAUAUUGAUAAUAAUUAAUAUUUUCUCCAUGAACAAGAAACAAAUAUGAAUGUUUGGCUAUGAUUUAAAAUUAGGAUGGCAUUUUAAUCAUGAGUAUUGAUCAAUGAUACAAUUCAAUGUGCUGCAAACCUUAAACUUGGUAUCCGAUUAAUAUGAAGUAAUAUGUUGUAGUUGUAAAUGUUUUAACAGAAAAUAAAAAAUAUACGGAUAUUGUUAUCAAA
Molecule: messenger RNA, 7107 nt
Organism: Pecten maximus
Lineage: Eukaryota; Metazoa; Mollusca; Bivalvia; Pectinida; Pectinidae
Exons: 9
Coding region: 131-4273 (1380 amino acids)
Cellular component (GO): extracellular region
Molecular function (GO): chitin binding
Source: RefSeq, a predicted model, not a curated record